ACACCCCGGAAACCUCCCACCUCGAUCCCGACUACAUAACGGAACCGACUGAGAGGACAACAACGCAUUUCGUCGAGUUUCCAUCUAAGAAACAGCUAAAGCGUCGCUUCACGGGCCACGAUGGGGAGGUUGUGUGAGAUUGCGCGUGUGUCCCUCCUUGUUGUGUUUCUCCUGAACACUGAAUCGACAUGGGCCAAAAGAGGCAGCAGCAGCAGUGGCAAGAAAACCUCAUCUACCAACAGCAGGGGCAGCUCGACAAAUUCAAAACCCAGCCCUCAGAGUCCCAAUCGAAACAGCAAUCCAUACCCUGCUGGUGGAAGUUACCCUUAUCCAGGAGCUGGCAACUCCAAACCAGGAGGAUAUCCCAGACAAAACCCACCAAGUUAUCCAGGAGCCGGUAGUAAUCCCAACAAUAAUCCUGCUAGAGCCAAUCCUGCAGGUUAUCCAAACCAAAACCCUGCUGGAGGCUAUCCUGCUGGAGGCGGAUACCCGGCCGCUGGAGGCUAUCCUGCUGGAGGCGGAUACCCGGCCGCUGGAGGCAAUCCUGCUGGAGGCAGAUACCCAGCAGGUGGUGGAUACCCAGCCGCAGGAGGCAAUCCUGCUGGUGGAUACCCAGCCGGUGGUGGAUACCCAGCCGCUGGUGGAUACCCAGCCGGUGGUGGAUACCCAGCCGGUGGUGGAUACCCGGCUGCAGGAGGCAAUCCCGCUGGAGGCAGAUACCCAGCCGCAGGUGGCUACCCUAACCAGUAUCCAGGCAGAGGUGGCACCAACCAGGGAGGAUACCCUAACCAGUACCCUGCUGCUGGCGGCUAUCCUAAUCAGUAUCCUGCAGGAGGUGGUUACCCAGUCAGAGGAGGAAAUACAGGGCAGGGUUGGGGUCAGCCUGGUGUAAAUCAAGGGGGUUACCCUGGUGGUUACCCCAACUGGAACCCGAACAAUAAGAUCCUCAGUCCCAGAUAUGGCGGAGGAGGCUAUGGAUACGGUAGUCAGGGGAUGGGAGGGUCUCCUUUCUCUCGUUCUGUGCAGAACAUGGGAUACCAGCCCAAGUCUACAGGGUUUGCCAAAAAAGCCAUGCUGGCAGCAGGCGUUGGUGCUGUGGCCGGAAUGGCCGUUGGAUAUGGACUGGGACGGUUCCCUCGACCACAUUUCAAUUUCCGCAACCCCGAGGAAGAGCAGUACUACAACAACUACAUGUACCAACGUUACGGCACCAAGUCCACAGAUGAAAAAGACUUUGGCCGUGACUACGUCUAUAAGCCUCCGCCUCGGGCAGAGUCCUACGAGACCUUCAUGGGUCGCUGCAUGAAUAGGACUGACGUUCUUAAAGACAGCAGCUCUCCCACUACCAAAGGUCAGGGUGGAGGUGAUGAGGAUAACGACACCGUCAGCAUCGAGGAGAUCGGAUACCCCGCCCUAAUUGAGCAAAUGAAGUCCAGGCGCUGUGUUGAGCAGUACAUGGACUACUCUUCCCGCUUCCUACAGGAGCGAAAAGCCGAGAAACAGUCCAGCCAACCAAACAUCGAGCACAGUCGCAGCAGCCCUCUGAGCUACGGGGUGACUCAGCUUUUCACUUCCCUCUCCAUGCUACUGUCCAGCAUGCUCCUUCUCCAGUAAGAACUAUUAGCGUUCCUCUCACUACACCCCAAAGGGAUUUUUACUUCCUCCACUAUAUCUGCACGUCAACAUGCUACUAAUGUACAUCAACUCCAACCACGGCUGUAUACCUGAAAGCUCUUUGCGUCAUAUUUAGUCAAUCAUUAUGUUAUAUAGUGUAUAUAGUAACUAAAGCAGUUGAUUUUAAGAGGCAGCAGUCUCUUUAAAAUAUUACAGUGAGAUCUACUGUUUUGUGUUGAACAAGUUGCACUUUUUUCUUUUUCUGUUAAUUGUUCCAAGAAUUUAUUUUGCACCUUUGUACUCAACAUUUUCAAACAGUGAAAACAGAACAGAGAUUCAGGGUAUUUAAGUUUAGUUUUGGACGACAAUUUAUUAUGACAAUAGAUCUGCUACUGUGUAAAAUAGGAAUGUGACAUUAAGAGUUAUAUACAUGUACAAAAACAUAUAAUAUUAACAUUAUAUUAUUAAUUCAACCUCCUCAGUAUGGGACAAUUCAAUUGACUGAUGUUCAGCUGGUUACCUUAUUGUUAAUCAAAAGGACAUUUUAUUUUAAUCAAAUAUAAGUAAAAGAGCAUUUAAGACUAGGUUUCCCAGUUAAAUUUGUAUACUUAUAAAUCGUAAAUUGACUGAAAUUUAUUUAAAGAAAUUUUAUUUUGACCCUUUAAAAAAGUGGGCUUUCAGAGCAGACUUUACUCUCACUUUUAGUGCAAGUUAUUUGUGAAAAAUGAGAGAUAAAUCUUGUACUCCCUAUAUGAUGAUGGCCCAGACGAGACCAUGUAAUGGUCUCAAGAUGAGGAGUGUGCAUGUUUUGGUACAAACACUUGGCCUAAAGCUGUAGUAUUUUCUGUAAACAAGCAUUAAGUCAUGACAUUGGUGGCUUAGUAUUCCACAAUAGUUAAACACUUAAUAAAACAAGUACAGGAUUGUCAUACUUCCUUCUCAGGUAUGUGAUACUAACACUAUUUGUUAGCUGCCUGUAAAAUCCUGGAUUGCAUGUAAUAGCCCUUUAACGGUAAGAGGGGGCAUCAGUAAACGUGUGUCCUUUUGAUGUGCAGCAAAUGUCGUCAUUAGUGGUGUCGUGGUGUCGCUACCUUGCCUGCAGCUGCUGAGAACAAUAAGUGCAUUUGUUGACAAUAGCGCCUGAUGCUUUUAGUCUGUGUAGUGCUCGCUUGGUGAAAGCUGGGAUUUACUUGAGGUUAUGAACCAAUGAAGUCCCGAACAAUGCAAGACUCUCGUACUAAACCUUUGCAUCUCAGCACUAACCCCUGCUUUAUUUCUGUACCUUACCUUACACCUCACACACAGUCUCUUAAUGUCACAUCUAUCAUCAGCCUGACUUAUGGCUAAAGGUUGCCUGGGAACAGUGGGAUGAUUUUUAUUUCCCCAUACCUUGUGUCAAACCUUGGAUUCUCCUUUAUGUUUUGCCAUGUUCAAGUGACGCUCUAACUUCCCGGACUUUCCAGCCAUAUUUUUAAGGCUUUUCCCUGGUCAGCACAUCUCUGUGUUGUCCCCCCAUCACUUGGAUCUUCCUCUUGCACAGAUAGUUAUAGGUCAGAUGUCAGUGGGUCUGUAAUUAUCUGUGUUUGCUUUUCCUGAACUCUAGCCUCCCCUGGCUGUCAUGGUGUGUAUCUCCAGGAAUGAAACAAUGUUCUCCUUUUUUCCUUUUUAAAGUCAGUUUAAUGGACUUUUAACUCUCAAUAGGUUUGUGGAGUUAUGUAUAGUGAAGUUUAUCUGUCUGUGUGAUUGUUUUUCUUUUACUACUCCGGCUUGUUUUCUUUUUUAUCUUACUGGUUUGUAACUUUGCACUUUGUAACUGUGUUUUGAAAAAUGCUACAUGAGUUAAGUUUGCAGGCUGUCUGAUACUAUUUAGGGGUUUUCACUCAUGUUAAAACUUUUUCAUUUCACUACUGGUGUAUUGAACUGAGUGUUAAGUCCACAGAACAAUGUUUAGUGUGUAAUAACUUUAAAGUUACUGAACUGUCCAGAUACUCCACACAUUGUACAGUGUAUCAGGAAGUGAUUUUUUGUAGUGACUGCCCCUUUUACUUUCUCCUUAUCCAUGUUCAUACUCCACCCAGGGUUUUUCCUGUUCCUGUUCUGUUCAUUCUGGCAGAAUGUUUUCAGUUGAUUUUAAAAAUUACACGUUCACAAUUUCAUACAAUUUAGGGUGUAGAAUAUCUUUAAAGUGCACUUAUGUCCCUUUAGGAUUAGAUAUUCUGGAAAUGUGUCAUUGAGCUCAUAUUAGGAUAGACAUCUGUGUCAAUAUUCUUCUUUGGACCUGCAAUUGUAAACACUUUCUGAUCAAAUAAUAUGACUAACAAGUUUUGUCAUGGAUGUUUCUGUGUUAAAUAAAAUAAGUAACAAAA
Messenger RNA from Morone saxatilis (striped sea-bass), 3980 nucleotides. It is a transcript of the gene prnpb, whose product is annotated as prion protein b. The record is from RefSeq and is a predicted model, not a curated record. Gene Ontology annotation, cellular component: membrane. The transcript has 2 exons. Gene Ontology annotation, biological process: protein homooligomerization. Bases 121 to 1614 code for a protein of 497 amino acids. Lineage: Eukaryota; Metazoa; Chordata; Actinopteri; Moronidae.